Molecule: messenger RNA, 887 nt
Organism: Ziziphus jujuba (common jujube)
Lineage: Eukaryota; Viridiplantae; Streptophyta; Magnoliopsida; Rosales; Rhamnaceae
Exons: 5
Coding region: 93-563 (156 amino acids)
Source: RefSeq, a predicted model, not a curated record
AAAACAUACUAUCAUAAUAGUUUCCCACUUUCCCAUAUCAUUUUCUCGGCGACACAAAAAGAGCUUGUUUUCAAGGAAAAACAAAAAUAAAAAUGGCGGAUUUCAUUCUGCAACUACCUAACGGCUUGAGGAGCUUCCGUGUUUCUGUUUCACCAAACGGGGUUUCUUCUCCACUGACGAGCAGUUCAGGUGAAGUUGGAACCCUUAGGCCAACCAGAAGCAGAGCUAAUGGUCCAAAAAUGUCAAAUGUUCGGAAAGGGGUUAAAAGGAGGCCUGAUCCACCUUGUGUAGUCUGCUUGGGCAGUGGGAGAAUUGAUUGCCACCAGUGCCGCGGAAAAGGAAGGACAAACCAUAUUCAUUUGGAAAUGCUCCCUAAGGGGGAAUGGCCAAAAUGGUGUAGAACUUGCGGCGGAAGUGGUCUAGACUACUGUCCCCGUUGCCUUGGGACCGGUGAAUAUAGGUACGUCAUGGGCUUUCGAUUCAUGAACGUGGAUCACAAGAAUAAUGAGAUUUCAAGUAAUAAAAAACGUGGCAGCAUAGCAGAUCUUUAUGAAGAACAAUGAACCAUAAAUACGAAGACACUGACUUCUUUGGUCCAAACUACCAAAGAUAACUACCAAAGAUAGCGACCUCAGCAACCUCAAGAUUACUAACAGCUACAACAGAGAUCAGGCCAGAAUUAAUCUUGGUUCAAACUUUCAUCACCAGUACCGUUCAUAAAUACUCUGAUGUAUACAUGUACUAGAAAAUUUUCACAGCGUAGUGUAGCAUGCUUUUAAAUUAACAUGAAUGGAUGAAUACAAGUAAUGUAAUGGUGGAAAGGACAAAGUAUUAAGAAAAAAAAUUACAGAAAAUAAACAAGGAAAAAUCCUCAGCUGUAUUCUUUA